Messenger RNA from Physcomitrium patens, 1118 nucleotides. RefSeq lists its product as uncharacterized. Lineage: Eukaryota; Viridiplantae; Streptophyta; Bryopsida; Funariales; Funariaceae. The record is from RefSeq and is a predicted model, not a curated record.
UCGCGGAGCAUCGAGGGAGGGAGGGAGAGCGAGUGAGGGAGCUCGAUCGAUCACACACAGACACACAGCGGAGCACCGCACGGUGGCCUUACCUCAUUCAGUUCGUGUCGAUCCCUGCACUCUCUGCCAUGCCAUGCGUUCUCAUUCCCUCGUGAUCGCCUCCACGCUUCCCCUCACCCUCUCGCCAUUCCCAUUUUUGCACUGUCUCGCGCCCGCUCAGGAUCACUGCGCAUUGCAUCGUUUGGUUCCUGGAGGGCGAUGUAAGGCUAUGGAAAUGCUCAAGCUCCAUUGCAGAAGACCCAUAGCACCCAAUUGUUAGAAUCGGUUUUUUUGUCAGGUUUAGGGUUCUGGGAGGUCAAGAUGGAAGGGGGUUUGGGGAGUACGCGAAUGGGCAGUCGGUCGUCCACUCGCCAUGGUCCGGCAUCGGUAUUCCAAGGUCGAGUGCGGCGAUGGAAGAAGUCUUGGGCUCCCGUGGCGCCUUCGUCCACUCCUUCCGCUGCAGCUUGUCGUGUUCUUCUUUACAAAUGGUCGCCUAUCACGGUACCCGCUGCUAACGGGACGAAAGAGUCCACUCCGGAGGAGCCACCACCAGCGAAACCCUUGCGAUAUUUGCCUGUUUCAGUAAUCCUGCAACAGAAGAAGGAAGAAGCUCAGAAAGCUGAAGAAGAAGCUGAAACUCUGUCAAGAUUAGAACAAGAGGCAGUGGCUGCCACAAGUCCAGCACAGGAGAAGGAUGGAGCUGAGGCGGCUGGUACCCAACAGGAUACAAGCAUGGGUGAUUCUCAACCAGAACAAGCUGGUGAUCCAAUAACCAAAGUUGAUGAAGGUGCAAAUGCCACUGAGGCUGGAGAACAAGAGGUUCAAGAUGUCACGGAAGCAAAUCAAGCGGAACAGGAACAGGACGAGAGCACUGCACAAGAACCAGAGGCUACAUCUAUGGAUGUGACUCAAGGUUGAGACAUUUUCGUCAUAGUCUCCAAUUUGCGUAGGCUGCACAUAACGCUCACAUAAAAACGUGAAACAUUAUUGUAGCUUUAUAUUCCGCAGCCUACACAGGUCUGCCAGGUCUGUACAACGUUUAUAAGCUGCAAUUUCCAGAAUUCUUUGAAUUGGGAUCU